AUGACAAAUUGUAGACCGCUGUAUUGCGUCCUGGCCGUAGCACUUACAAUUACCGUAGGUUUUUGAUUUCCAAAAAGUAAUAUUUUUGGGUCAAGUUUCUCCCUCAUUUUUUUGAUAAAAGGAGAUAGAAAAUUUCGGUUUAAAAAUAAUUUUUUGACUAUUUACCAUGUAUAUUAUAUAUAAUUUCUCUCUCCAAACCCCAAUAAUUUCAGCUAGCCAGAGCCGACACUUGUCAGAAGCUGGCGAUCUGCGCCCUGGACAAGUGUAUCCCUCAAGCGACGGGUUAUCCGCCAAUCUUCCAGACCGUCGACAAAAUGCUGCAAACCGUGAAUUUUGGCUGUAUUUUAGGGCCUAUGUGCUACAACGAAUGUGCAGCUUGUGAUUCGUGCAAAUACGCGCAAGAUCAGAUCAAAAACUUGCUGUUGAAGGAGGAGACUGGUAAGGAAAUAAAACGUCAAUUGUUUCUGCAAAAUGCGAGCUGAAAAAUUGCGUAAUUUUACUUUUAAAAAAGAAAAUCAUAAUAGAAAUUUUUGCCAAGUUCCAAAGAUGGCUAGAGGCCAUUUUUCUCUUUCUGACCGCUCUCCGAAUUUAGCACACUCUGUCGUUGGUAGGAAAAAAAUAAUUUUUUUUUGUUAAACUAGUAAAUAAUCAAAUAUCGGUUUGUCGGGAAAAUAAUGACGGGUGGCCGCGCCUUGGAAUUGCACAUCAUCGCCUUGCGACGGCAAGCCGCGGCUGGGGAUUUGGUGCGCGACAGCGGCGAGGCGAGACAUUUUGAUGCGACGAUGCGCCGUUAUUUUCCCGACAGACGAAUAGAAUUUUUAUAAAGUCCAUGGAUAUUACGUUGGGUCCCGCACCGUGCACAUAAAAACCCCAAUUUUGCACUGUGCGUCGUUGUAUUUCUGCAAUGUGGCGGGAACUGGGACGAUUGGGGAAAAAGACGAUUGGGGAAACCGAAAAGUAUUGCUUUUUUUGAUGCAAACGACGAAAUUAGAAAAAAAUGAACAUGAUUUUCGAAAUCAGCACCGUCGAAAACCCCUAUAUCCAAUAUUUUUAGAAAAAUUUCAAAAAGUUACUUUUCAACACUACUACUUACAGAUAACUAGUAAACUUCAGAAAAAAUUAACAUGAUUUUCGAGAUCAGCGCCCUUGAGAACCCCUAAAUCGAGUAUUUAUGAGAAAAAAUCAAAAAUUACUACUUUACAGUACUACAUAAGGAAAAAAGUAAGAAUCAAAAAAAUGAAUCUUAUUUUCGAAAUGAGCACCCUCGAUUAUCCUAACUUCGACAUUUGCAUGGAAAAAAUAAUACUUUUCGGUUUCCCCAAUCGUCCAACCCCGAAUGUGGCGUGCCAUAACUUUUUUUUUUAUUUUUUGCUUUUUCUACUCUUCAAUUUCCAGUUGGCCGCUGCCCAAAACUCGAAAGCUGCGCCCGCUCCUGCCUCGAGGACCAAGUCUUGGACCCGUUCAGUUGUGUCUUCAAAAGUCGCUGCGCUCAUCACUGUCUAGAUGAAGAUGAUUGUCCCCCGUGUCGGGACGUGGUAAAGCGCGUCUUCACCGGCUACUGCUACCGAAACGGAUUCAUCGACCAUUACCAACGAAAAUGCAAGCCCAUGUUCGAUGAAGUGGCGCGGGACUACGUUAAGAAUCAUGCUUAA
Bursaphelenchus xylophilus (pine wood nematode) is the source of this 1652-nucleotide messenger RNA. The record is from the annotation of a GenBank genome assembly. NCBI's taxonomy places the organism in Eukaryota, Metazoa, Nematoda, Chromadorea, Rhabditida, Aphelenchoididae.